CUGUCGCGAUAUCGCUAUACUGUUGCACCUCCCCAGGUAAACCUACAAGUGACCACCUUAUUCUUCAAAGCAUUGGCCGAAGUUUUUCCCCUGGUCUAUCCUGAACUUGGCCAUGUCUAUGGUUUUUCCUUUACCGGCUCUCAUACUUUUGUGCGAAUCUGAUUUACCCUUGGAACGGGACACACUUUACUCCCUGGCUCCUCGCUCCCCCGACAGUUGUGUCUCCAUUGAGAACUAGUGCCAGGCAUAUGUUAAUGCAUACUGCAGCGUGAAAUUGGCUUUUCUAAUUGGCGACAGCAGGUACGCAUACAUAUUGGGAAAAAUAGGCUUGGAGAGCGAUCCCUCCUCUAGUUCUACAGCGAACGCCACAUCCAUAAGCAGCAGGGCCGAAGCGGCUGCAGGUUACUCUGAGGUUACACUGCAGGACGAUUAUUAGCUCGAAAUGCGCACUAGUGGCAUGCGCUUAUCAGCUAUUGAUUCGCGCAUGAAUGCAUACAAAAGUGUGCCCAACAGAGGCAAAGACUUCAAUAGUAGUCCGGCCAUUUCCCGUGUGCGGGUUUCAUUGCCCUUUAAUUCACUUGGUGGCUUGGUGAACAAGAGUUCACUGAAAAAAAAGAAAAGACAGUUGGAAUUUUCUAGAGCAAAGGGUUUCUGUUCAAGGUGGUUUGAUAGGCCGGCAAAGCCAGUGGUUUUUCUGUCGGAGCUGGGUAGUAUGAUCCCUUCCAGAGGUGGAAAAGAGGAACCACUCCUUUUCUAAUAAAACUCAUCGAUGUUUGAGAUAAGUUUUGAAUAGAGUCACAAGUGCCAUCUGUUUCCUAAACGCAGAGGGCUUAGCACAACCAGGGCUCCACGUUUAGUUGUCAGAUCUAUCAAGAGUUCA
Babjeviella inositovora NRRL Y-12698 is the source of this 880-nucleotide messenger RNA. RefSeq lists its product as uncharacterized. The coding region runs from base 443 to 757 and encodes 104 amino acids. The record is from RefSeq and is a predicted model, not a curated record. The transcript has a single exon. Lineage: Eukaryota; Fungi; Ascomycota; Pichiomycetes; Serinales.